Drosophila rhopaloa is the source of this 1734-nucleotide messenger RNA. It is a transcript of the gene Cht11, whose product is annotated as chitinase-3-like protein 1. Gene Ontology annotation, biological process: carbohydrate metabolic process; chitin catabolic process. NCBI's taxonomy places the organism in Eukaryota, Metazoa, Arthropoda, Insecta, Diptera, Drosophilidae. The record is from RefSeq and is a predicted model, not a curated record. Gene Ontology annotation, molecular function: chitinase activity; chitin binding. The transcript has 2 exons. Gene Ontology annotation, cellular component: extracellular region. The coding region runs from base 90 to 1391 and encodes 433 amino acids.
GCCUGUUAUUGUUUUCGUUUUUUGUGGCGUGAUAAGAAAACAGAUUUUUUAAAUUUAAUGGAUAAUUCACCAGAAGAACAAUAGAAAAGAUGAGGAGCAACUAUAAGCAACUGGAGGACAAUGUCCAGGGGCGGAUCAUAAAUGAGUUGUCCACCCAAGGACAACGGAAAUCGGGCCUGCGAACUUUGAUCUGCUGGAGUGUUUUAUUGUCGCUUUUGUUGUGCCUUUCCUUGGGUUUCAUUUGCCUUGGAUUACUGGGUCUCCAGUCUCAAAGAUUUGUGCAAGUGGGCCAGCGAUUGGUGUGCUAUUAUGCCAGCGAUGGAUCACACAGUCUCAGCCUGCUGGAUAUUCCCGGCGAUCUGUGCACCCACAUCAAUAUCGGGCCCGCCAGCUUGGACAAUGCCACCAUAGUUCUGCCUGAUUCCCUGAUCCAGGUGCUGCAGAACGACAGCCGAUCCUUUCGUGCUGCCCAUCCGCAGGUGCACCUGCUCCUGUGGAUCGGAGGAGCCGACAGCGGUGUGCAAUUCGCCCACAUGGUGGCGAAUCAUGCGAUGCGAAAGGUGUUCCUGCGUUCCCUCCGGGAAGUACUGCGCACCUAUCCCAGCUUGGAUGGCAUCGAUCUGGACUGGGAGUUCCCGAGUGCCUACGACCGUGAGCGAAUGCAUCUCUCCCAGUUGCUCUACGAGAUCAGGACGGAGUGGCAGCGCGAGAAGCGGUCCAACAAUAUACUCUCGCUGGCGGUGGCUGCUCCCGAGGGAAUCGCCCUCUAUGCCUACGACAUCAGGGAGCUGAAUCUGUACGCAGACCAUGUCAACCUGAUGGCCUACGAUUUCCACUUUUACCGCGGGGACACGCCAUUUACGGGCUUGAACGCCCCGCUCUACGCUCGUGCCCAGGAACGUUCCCUGAUGGCCACGUUUAACAUCAACUACACGGUUCAAUGGUGGCUUAAAAGCGGUCUGGAGCCUCAGCGACUGGUGGUGGGUCUGCCCACCUACGGACACUCUUUCACCUUGGUGAAUCCCUUAAAUCAAAGGAUAGGAGCGCCAGCCUCGGGUUUUGGCAAAUGUGGCCAACUUGGGUUCACCACACUGUCGGAAACCUGCGAGUGUGCCUCCAAAUACUUAAAACCCAAUUUCCACUACGAUGCCGAGACUUGUUCGCCCUACUUGGGCGCCCUGCAAGAGUGGAUAUCUUAUGAAAACCAAACGAGCAUUGCCUGCAAGGCGAACUAUGUCAAGUCCCUCAAUCUCGGUGGCGUCAUGGUCUUCUCCCUGAACACCGAUGACCUCAAAAAUGCGUGCGGCUAUUUGCCAAACUCAAAAUACAACGAGAAACCAGUAUUUCCUCUAACCCAGGCCAUUAAAGAAAUUCUAAGGGAAUCACUGUGAUUAUUCUGUAUUAAAUGAUAUUUUAUUUGUUUAGUAAAAGGCUGUUGGCCUGACGAUAGCUUUAUAUACUUAAGUAUACCUUAAUUUAUCACAAUCGAUUGAUUUAUAAAUUAAUUAGAAAAUGUCAACAUUGGCGAAGCUUUUUGAAAAAUGGGGAUGUGGAUUUCCUUUAGUAUAAGCCUUUAUAAAAAUUACCUAAUAUUACUAGAAAUAUACAUGGCGUUUACAAAUUGGCUUGUGCUUUAUUUAUUGAUAAUAAUCUCUAUUAGAAUAUUAAACAGAAAAACGAGGUGUCUUAAAACAUUUUAUCAAUUCAGACUUUAAUAAAAAUAUAAGCAACUUG